Molecule: messenger RNA, 728 nt
Organism: Lycium ferocissimum
Lineage: Eukaryota; Viridiplantae; Streptophyta; Magnoliopsida; Solanales; Solanaceae
Exons: 3
Coding region: 251-538 (95 amino acids)
Source: RefSeq, a predicted model, not a curated record
UUUUGGUCAUGUGACCAACCAAACCUUAUAUGUUUUUGAUCAAAUAUUAAGGGUAUAUCUAAGAGACCAUACCAAUUCUAAAGGGGUCAUUGUGACAUUUUCCUUAAAAACUUUGAGCUUUUUUUUACUCUCUAGAAAUCUCCCUUUUCUGGAAACACAUACGGUCCCGACUACGUUCUCUGCACACAUAGAUUUUGUCGUCAAUUUUGGACAACCAGUGAGUUUCAAUUGCUACAUAUUAGGUGGUUCAAUGGAUCACUUAUAUCAAGUUAAUCACAGCAGUGCCGUAAAUCACGCCAAAGAUGGCCUCCCUAGCACCCAGUCUUCUAAUGAUGCACUUAGGCAGAUGGGUCCUGAAGGGAAAAGGGGAGCAGUUCAUGAAGAAAUGAAGAGAGUAAGCAGACUUCCACCAAGCAGUGCAUACGCCACCCAUCGGAUGCGCGUCCUAAACAAAAUCCUGCAACUUCUGUCGAUUCACCGAACCACUUCACAGGAUGAGGAGUUGGAAUUGCUGUUUUCUGGGCUCUCUCUUGGGUGAUAAGAAGCAAAAGUCAUACUCCAGUAGUUAGUUUAUCAGAUUAUGCAGUGGAUCAAUUAUUUUGCUUGCUUCAUCUUAUGCUUUGAUAGCAUCUUUGCAAAGUUUUUCUUUUCGAUGUCGCGAUGUUGUUAUGGUCGUUAAAUAAAGUAUACUUUGUUAUAUUAAUAGGUCUAUGAUUAGGUUUGUCAUC